GAUGAAUGAUGUAUUACGGCACUGCUGCUGCUGUUGAACUCUCAUCUCAGGUUUUCUACACUUUUUUUGUUAAUUGAGGUCGCUGUCGCAAAGAGGAAGGCUUUUCGCUACAUAUUUGAAUUUCCCAUCGGAAUAAACAUUGCACUUUGCACAAUAUGGGUGCAAAUCAAAGCGAACAGCAAGUGUCAAGGUACUACGAUGCCCCGAUCGAGGCGACGACUGGUCCAACCCCCGCAGCUGCGGCAGCAGAAGGAGGUAGCAUACCGUAUACAUUCUACUCUGUGGACAGGAACGUUCCAGCUCCUCCGAAAGAUACUCGAGUGCAGGCCUUGGCCAAACAGCAGCAAGGGAGGUCGUCACCAACAAAGGGCUCCCCACAAAGAAGCCCAAAGGUCGGGUCAACGGACCACAAGAUUGUGACGGUGUCUUCGGGGAAUCAAGGAGCGGACCAGUCCUUGUCUUUUGAGAUCCAGAAGAUGAGAGAUAUCCCGACGUUCCUACCCAUCCUAAAGGGUACUCACAACAUUCCGCAGGUUGAGGAUCCCCAGCAGAUGGAGAAAAUGGACCAUAGGCAACUGCUCUUGUUAUGUUUACGCUACCAACAUCAUCUGAGGCAAUGUUCAGAAGCAGUGACCUUUGACCAGAAUGCUCUGACAGGGAGAAUCAAAGAGGUUGAUGCCAUCAUACACAGUAUAAUGCAGUCGAUGGCGGAGCGUCAGAAGCGCUUUGCGAAGCAUGCCGAACAGAUACAGAAGAUCAAUGAUAUGUCAAGUACCUUGAAACGCGUUCAGAUGAACGUAGACCAGCUAAUCCCCCUCAUGGAUCGUCUGAACAGUGUCUUGCCGGAUACAGAGAGACUAGAGCCUUUUACGAUGCGCCCUACAGGGCCAAGGACUUGAUCAGCUAAUCUCACAAAUGGAUCGUCUGAACAGUAUCUUGCCAGAUGCAUAGAGAUUAAAGCCAUUGAAGAUGUUACCCACAGGGCCUAGAGCUUGAUCAGCUAGCUAAUCGUGCUUGUGGAUCGUCUGAACACAAUCUUGCUAGAUGGAUCAUAUUUGGUCAGUUUGAUCGAGUCUUGAUCGCAAUUUUCUCAAAUUGGGAGAGAUCUGUUAUCCCACACCCAUUGAUGUUAGUUUUGAUUUCGAAGAAUGGAUGAAGCUUUAAAUGUGCAAUUGUCAUAUGGUUUUGAAUGUACUAUAAUAUGGAGGUAUAUAAUGGAAUAUUCAGAUACCCCCCUUCCCUUGUAGGCCUUCUCUGUGGGUACAUGCUUACCCCCAACUUUCUGAUCGACUAGAAUAGAAAUGGCCAAGGACUUGAUCAGCUACAUGUAAUCUCACACAUGGAUCGUCUGAACAGUAUCUUGCCAGAUAGAGAUUAAAGCACUUGAAGUUCCGACCCACGGGUUGCAACUUUUUCGCUGGGGGCAGCACAUGUAAAAGUGAGGUUUGCGGCAUUUUGCAUUUUGUCAAGUUAAAUUGGAGGAUUUGGCGUAUACGUUAACAUUGGUGACUUUUGUGAAAAUUUUUAGUAAAAAGUGUAAAUUCAUAAACAUUUCUUGGGGGGACAACUGCCCCCCCUCCGGCUGCGUACGGUCAUGGAUCAUCAGCUACAUACCGGUAGCUACAUUGUACAUGUAGUGUAGGUAAUUUUGCUUGUGGAUUAUCUGAACACUGUCGUGCUAGAAACAGAGCGGCUAAAGCCUUUUACAAUGUGCACCACUUUGGGCUUAGGACUUGAUAAGUUAAUCUUGCUCAUGGCACAGUGUCUUGCCAGAUACAGAGUGAUUAAGAGGCUUUUUCGAUUUUACGACUUGAUCAGAUUUACAGCGCACCCUGUUGGGACUAAGACUUGACUUGAUCAACUAAUCUUGUUCAUGAACUGUUUCUUGCCAAAUACAGAGAAAUAAAAGGCUUUCAUGGUGCAUCGUGGGACUUGAUCAACUAGUCUCUUUGAGUGGCAUGAAAACAUCCAUGUGCGAUACAUCAUUCCAUUCACAUAAUUAGUAGAAACCUUAAGGGGGUAGUGUGGGGCUGAGUGUCACUUCCAUGGAAGAGUGGACAGCUUCCACAAGAAUCAUGCCGAGUAAAGCACAAUAAACUAAAAUAACAAUUCAAGGUGUCCCAGAGUUGAACACUUUAAACUUAGAUUUCAUUUAUUAUUUGUGCGGUCGGCGCAAAUUACAUACCCUUUUGCAUUUUUUUUUAAAUUGUGAUUUACGAGGCAUUUUCUCAUUUUCAGUUGUUUUGACACUCUUAAGUUCUGUACCCUACAAGCAACCCCCACCCCCCCCCCUUUCCCGUUUAUUUUGUUCUCUCAGAGUCCCAGACGCUGUCCACUCUCCAAUGGGCCCCGUCUUACAAAGAGUUAUGAUUGAUCCAAUCAGUCGUAACUCUGGAAAUCCAUUAGUGUCAUAAUUUUUUACUAGAAUUUUGCACAAUGCCCUUUGUAAGCAAAGAAAAACACAGUGGAUUUUAGAGAAAACAAUGAAUGCCUAAAUAUAAAUCAUAGUUAAAAAAUAUUUUUAACAGACAUGUUUUUUAGAUGGUGACGUUGUUGGCUGUCAAUUGUUGUGAUUGAUUGAAUCAUUCAGAACUCUCUGUAAGACGGGGCCCAGGGCCCUAUUUCAUAAAAGUUGAUGAUAGUAACUCUCGCUGGAAUGUCAAUUACGACAACAGUGAACAUACUGCUUUUUGAUCGGCUCUUCCAAUGAAAGUUGACAUUCUAACAAGAGU
Molecule: messenger RNA, 2732 nt
Organism: Lytechinus variegatus (green sea urchin)
Lineage: Eukaryota; Metazoa; Echinodermata; Echinoidea; Temnopleuroida; Toxopneustidae
Product: BLOC-1-related complex subunit 5-like
Exons: 4
Coding region: 156-899 (247 amino acids)
Biological process (GO): positive regulation of anterograde synaptic vesicle transport; organelle transport along microtubule; lysosome localization
Cellular component (GO): cytoplasmic side of lysosomal membrane; BORC complex; synaptic vesicle membrane
Source: RefSeq, a predicted model, not a curated record